Molecule: messenger RNA, 1356 nt
Organism: Nicotiana attenuata
Lineage: Eukaryota; Viridiplantae; Streptophyta; Magnoliopsida; Solanales; Solanaceae
Exons: 5
Coding region: 1-1356 (451 amino acids)
Source: RefSeq, a predicted model, not a curated record
AUGGCUAGGCCUAGAGCCAGGAGACGCAUCAUUUCUGAAGAUAAAGCUGAAAUUUCUUCUGCCUGUGCCUCCUCUCUUACCGAACUUGUUACUGUUGUUUCUGAUGAUGAAACCAUUCCAAGGGACACCAUUGAAUCCACUCACCGUCUCUUCGUUGACGGUUUCGAAAGUGGUGAACUAGGUCCGGUUUUAGAUGAAGUUCCUCUUUCCUCCUCCAUUCCCAUUCCUUCUAUUCCUCCUUUGGUUUCAAGUGCUUCCUUGCCUAUUUUAUCUGUUCCUACUCCUUUGCCAAUUUCUGCUCCCUUACCUGUUUCGACUCCUUCGACUCCUGUUAUUUUCACCUCUUCUACCAUUCCUCCUUUUAUAGCUCCCCCUUCCUCUGUUCAGCAUGCAGAGAAGGGUUCCAGUAGCAGAAGUUUGGCUAUGAGGAGUAUCACACUUGAGGUUCCUGCUAAUAACAGUCUUUUAAGGAAGUCUGGUGGAGUAGAUGUCUGGCUCGAGCCUUUAAUUGGAGACAUUGAGAAGAAGAAGAUGAACAGUCAUAGUUGCUUAACUUUGAUGAAUGACAUAGUUCAUUCUACGUUAAAGGCUAACCUUAUUGGCACGGAAUUGAUGGGAAGAAUUUCCCUUUUAGAAAAGAAGGCCCGUGAGUCUGAUAAGACUGUUCUCGAGGCUGAGAGGCAAAGGCGGACUCUGACUUCUGAAUUAGCGGGAGCCAAGGCUUCUUCUAGUAAAGCUGAGAAGGAUAAGGAGCGCUUUGAAUGUUCAUUUUCAGAACAAUUAUCAAAGUCAAGUGAAGAAAUCAGAGAACUUAAGGCACUUUUGGCCAAGAAAGAAGAGUAUGCAGAGGAGUUAGUGCAAAAGUUGACUCAAGUUCAAGCUGAUUUAAAUAUCUCUUCUGAUAAGGUACGUGCCUUAGAGAGUUCUCAUGCCUCCCUUGAAGCUUCCCUUGAUUCCUCUUUAGCUGAAAAUCAAGUGUUAAAGAAUGAUCUUGCUAUGUGGGAAAAAGAGUAUGAACUUCUUGAGGAGAAUUUUAACAUAGAGUCAAGAAAACUUGAUUUAAAGUCGGAAUUGGCCAAAGUUUUGAAAACCAUUGAGAUGACCCAACAACCACUUGACUUUCCUUCUCCGGCAAAUGAAGCUCCCGUGGCUGAAGAACCUUUAAAUGAAGAAGCCGUUGUUUCGUUUGUGGAAGCCGAAACUUCCGUGACUCUAGCUCCCCUCGAUGAACUUAGCACUUCAAUCCCAGCUGGAACCGCUCCUGUUGCUGCUUCUUCAGAAGUUACCACCGUACCUAUAGCUGUUCAUGAAAGUGAAGCUAAUAUAACAACUUCUGGCAUUCCAGCCCCUCAGUGA